Molecule: messenger RNA, 1752 nt
Organism: Pterocles gutturalis (yellow-throated sandgrouse)
Lineage: Eukaryota; Metazoa; Chordata; Aves; Pterocliformes; Pteroclidae
Product: Golgi integral membrane protein 4-like
Exons: 14
Coding region: 1-1752 (583 amino acids)
Cellular component (GO): Golgi apparatus; Golgi membrane
Source: RefSeq, a predicted model, not a curated record
AUGGGCACCGGGAUGUGCUCGCGGCGGCAGAAGGGGCUCCUGCAGACCGGGUUCUGCCUGCUGGCCCUGGCCUGCCUGGGCUCGGGGGGGUUCCUCUACAGCCACCUGCAGCAGAAGGUGCGGAACGCCGAAGCCCUGGCGCAGAAAUACAAACAGCAGCAGGAAGCGCUGUCAGCCCAGCUCCAGGUUGUGUACGAGCACAGAUCCCGGCUAGAACGGUCCUUGCAGAAGGAGCGAGGGGAGCACAAGAAGACAAAGGAAGAUUUUUUAGUGUACAAGUUAGAAGCUCAGGAAGCUCUCAACAAGGAGAAGCAAGACUCUAUGAACAGAUACGGGGCGCUCAGUUCCCAGCACAAGAUCCUGAAGAACCAGCAUGAAGAUGUCAAGAAGCAGCUGCUUGACCUGCAGCUGCAGCACAACAGCUUGAAACUGGAACAUCGGAAGACACUAGAGACCCACAGCCAGAAAUACGCCCAGCUGCAGCAGGAGAAGGACAGCGAAGUCGCAAACCUGCAGGAUACAGUCUUUAAACUCAGAGAAGAGAGCAAGCUCCUUCGCAAGGCUCACCAGGAUGUUCACUCUCAGCUCCUUAAUGCCCAGGCCCAGAUGGAAGAGUUCAGGCAGCUCAAGGAAGCUCUCCAGAAGAUGCCAAGCUUCAAAGGAGGAGGAGCAGGGAAGGGGCAGCAGCAGGUCCAGGUGCCGAAGGAGCAGCCUGUGGUGCCGGCCAACAGCCAGCUGCAGCUCAUGAGGCAGAAGGCUUUCCCAGUCAGCCAGGAGAAUCACCCUGCUGGGAACCCACUGGCGUCCCAAGUCUCCAGGGUUCAGAAGCCGGUGGAUGGGGCUCUGCUGCAGGGCCAGCACUUGUAUGGUAAUGAUGGCCCAAGGCCACAGGCUCACAUGCUCUUCACCCAUCCAGCCCCACCUCAAGAUGCCAACUCACUGCCGGGUGCUGUGCCCGCCUGGCCAGCACGACAUGGGGACGGGCACGUGGUCCGGUUCACCCGCACCAUGAACAGUCUGCCCAAUGGUAACCCGGAUCUAAAGAUGGUGAUGCGCAUUCAGGUGAGGAGCAAUGAGGAAAGCCAGGCUCCUGGGUUGUCCCUGUCUGCUCUGAAACAACCCUCUGCAGCAGAAAAACCUCCGGUGCCAGACAACCACCACUCUGCUGGGAGCAAACAGGCGCAAGUGCAAAGCUGGAAGGACAUAGUUAACAGAGUGAAUGCCCAGAUGGAUGAAGAACAAGCACAUGGUUACUCCAAGAGCCUUAGUUUUGAUCCCAAGCCUGGGCAGGAGAUCCAGAAAGGCAGCCCACAGCCACCCGAGCAGAAGAGAGGGGAAGAACAUCAGAUAGCUGAUCAGGAAGGCGAGAAGGGAAGGACAGAUGAUGAGGAACUCGAAAUGGAUGCAGGAGUGAUUGAGAGAGAGGAGAACUUGCAUUCUCAAAAAGAGACUGUUGCCCAGGAACCAAUGGUGCCAGAUGAUGCUGCAGAUCCUGCCCAGGAUCCCAACAAUCAAGGUGAGGACGAGUUUGAGGAAGCUGUGCUAGAGAGACCUGACUUUGAAGAGAAGAGUGCUGGCAGACCUGCCAAGCCCAGGGAGGACCCGAUGGAUAACUAUCAAGAAGAUCAGGAGCAAGAAAUUGAGGAUCAUGGAGGUGAGGUGGAUGACAAUGACGACCUGGAACUUGUCCAAGACCAGAAGGACCAUGCAGGCUUACAGGGAGCUGAUGGCAAGAAGGAUGACUACUACUGA